AUGUUUCGAGAUUGGUUGGAGAGUGAUGGGAUUUUGUUCAACACCAUAGAGGAGAUUGACCAUGUUGGGAUGGAGUAUUUUAGGCAGCAAAUUGGCUGUUCCGUGUGGUCAGUUGGGCCUAUUCUGUCUUCCUUGGGAAGCAAAGCUCGUGCUGGUGACGCUGAAGCCACAAUGCAUCUUUGCAUGAAAUGGCUUGAUUCGAAGCCAGCAAAUUCAGUUCUUUAUGUGGCGUUUGGGUCACAAAGUGCACCAUCACCAUCACAAACAAUCCAGUUGGCCAUGGCUUUGGAAGCUUGUGGCAAAAAUUUCAUUUGGGUCGUUAGGCCACCAUCGAACUCAGUCACAGAUCAUGACCAUAAUGAUGGAGAAUGGUUACCGGGAGGCUUUGAGAGGCGUAUUCAAGAUAGUAACAAAGGGCUGCUGCUACUGCAACAAUGGGCACCCCAGUUGGAAAUUCUGUCCCAUAAAUCUCUGUGUGUGUUUUUAACCCACUGUGGAUGGAACUCAGUGCUUGAAGCUCUCAGCAAUGGAGUCCCAAUGCUUUCGUGGCCGAUGGGGGCAGAGCAAAACUUCAAUGCCAAGAUGUUGGAGGAAGAGAUGGGACUUUGUGUUGGGGUGGGAAGUGGGAGCAGUGAGGUUAAUCAUAAAGACAUAGUGAAAAAGAUUGAUUUGGUGAUGGGUGGGUCAACUAAAGGGAAAGACAUGAAAAACAAAGCUUGUGAGGUUAUGGAGAUGCUUAACAAUUCCAAGAAUGAUGAGAAAGGGUUCAAGGGGUCUUCAGCCAAAGCCAUGGAGGAUUUUCUGUAUGCUGCAUUGUCAAAGUCUUGUAAUUAUUAA
Messenger RNA from Camellia sinensis, 837 nucleotides. NCBI's taxonomy places the organism in Eukaryota, Viridiplantae, Streptophyta, Magnoliopsida, Ericales, Theaceae. The record is from RefSeq and is a predicted model, not a curated record.